Trichosurus vulpecula (common brushtail) is the source of this 1236-nucleotide messenger RNA. RefSeq names its product MAPK-interacting and spindle-stabilizing protein-like. NCBI's taxonomy places the organism in Eukaryota, Metazoa, Chordata, Mammalia, Diprotodontia, Phalangeridae. The coding region runs from base 147 to 758 and encodes 203 amino acids. The record is from RefSeq and is a predicted model, not a curated record. The transcript has a single exon.
CGCCGCCGCUGCUGCCGCCGCUGCCCGCCGCUGUUUCUGCUUCCUCUGCUUUCUCGCCCUCUCUUUUUUCCCCUCCGUCAUCAGCGCCUCCUUCCAGCCGUCGUCACUUCUGGCCGCUCGGUCUGGGGUCCGAUCCUGUCUGGAAAAUGUCUGAUGAAUUUUCAUUGGCAGAUGCUCUACCAGAACAUUCGCCUGCAAAAAAUUCUACUGUGAGCGGUACAAAACCUGGUCAACCACCACAGGCUUGGCCAGGUUCCAAUCCUUGGAAUAACCCAAGUGCUCCACCUUCUGUGCCAUCUGGACUUCCACCAAGUGCAUCACCCUCCAGUGUGCCUUUUGGACCUACACCCACAGGAAUAUAUCCUUCAGUGCCUGCUGGACCACCCCCUGGACCGCCAGCACCCUUUCCUCCCUCUGGACCAUCUUGUCCUCCACCUGGUGGUCCUUAUCCAACUCCAUCUGUGCCAGGUCCUGGCCCUACAGGGCCAUAUCCUACACCAAAUAUGCCUUUUCCAGAGCUUCCAAGACCAUAUGGGCCGUAUCCUACUCCUCCUCAAGCACCGACAACAGCACCACCUAUUCCAUGGGGAGCUGUCCCACCUGGAGCAUGGGGACCACCUGCGCCAGCUCCAUUCCCGGCACCUAUGGGAUCAUAUCCUGCGCCAGGACUCUAUCUUACUCCUAAUAAUCCUUUUCAAGUGCCUUCUGGACCUACUGGUGCUCCACCAAUGCCUGGUGGUCACCAUUCUUACCAUUGAGUUUUUGAUGGACAAUGAGACGACUCUACUUUCCAGAUGCUCUUGGGACAUUUCACAGAAAGGGUCUCAGACAACUCAAAGAAGACUUGGCUCUUGGACCUGGAUAUACACUUGGAAUAAUUAGAGAUAAUAUCAUAAACUUUAAAAUUAUUCGUAUGUUUUUUUCAUUUGUUGUACUAAGGGGAAUCAAAAUAAUUAAGUAUGUUCACUAACUCUUGGUAGAAUUUGUGGAAUAUUUCAUUUUUUUAAAAUUAUGAAACCACACACCUAAGUCUAUGUUGAUGUGGAUACUAAUUACCUAUAACUUGUUGGAAAUUAUUUCAAAUAUUUUCUUUGAUAUCUUUGUUUCCCUGAAUAAACAUAUUUCUGACAAAUCAUUUUGCCAUAUGUUUAAAAAAAAAAGACCAAAUAAAUGCCUCUGAGCAUUUUGAACAGUAUUGUCUACAGAGUAAAUAAACUUUGUGCUCCUGGGUUAUAA